AUGAGCCUCUCCAGCCUCCCGUCGCCCUUCAAGCCUCUCCCAGCAUCAGUAGCCCACUCCAGACUGAAAAUCAACUCCUUCGCACUCGCCCUCCUCACCGUCUUUCGCUCAAUAUUCACCCCGUACCGUCAAUUCCGCCGGGGAGUGAUCUGGUUCGCAGAUGAGUAUGUGCAAGGGCGUGCAAGAGGUCAUGCGAGCUGGGCAGGAAGAGGAUUUUGGUGGCUGGAAACGAUACUGACGGUGGUGACGCUGUGGAAUAUCGUCGAAGCGUACAUCUCGGUCCGGUCGCCUGCUGCGCCUGCGAAGGCACCAGGGGCAACAGGGCUUCAGUUGACUCCCUCUCGAGUGUCAUCGCCUCUGACCCGGGCAUACCCCUUAACCGCCACCAAAGGCCCUUCCACCCCUUCUGUAUCCACCCCAACUCGCCCAUCCUCUUCCUCACAAUCGCAAAACUACCCUUCUUCAGCCCUAGCGCGCACAUCAUCAAAUAACAAUAAUACGCCAGGCCGUGCAUCCCCAUUAUCGCAAUCCACAGCCAAAGCGCUCAAUCUGCCCUUCCGACCAAGAGAGUCUACAGGCCUAUUCUUUCCAGAGGAGGCGGGAGCAUCGCCUAGUAAGGUCGGAAGAGGGAGUCAGGGGGCUGCAUCAAGCAGUGGAGGCAACAGCGGAGGGGCGGCGUCAGGAGGCGGAGUCGGGAGAACCGGGUCGACAGAUGAGUUCGUCAUGGUAGAGAGGGAAGAGAAGGAAUGGGUUGAUAAUGUCUGGAAGGGCGUCAGGGGGAAGGGCGGUCGAGUAGGCUUAUAG
Messenger RNA from Dioszegia hungarica, 804 nucleotides. RefSeq lists its product as uncharacterized. The coding region runs from base 1 to 804 and encodes 267 amino acids. Lineage: Eukaryota; Fungi; Basidiomycota; Tremellomycetes; Tremellales; Bulleribasidiaceae. The transcript is spliced from 3 exons. The record is from RefSeq and is a predicted model, not a curated record.